AUUUUGAAAGUGAUUUGGUUUGCGCUUGGACUUUCCUAGUUUUCUUUGUCAACCUAUUUCUUAGCUUAAACCUCCCUAUGUGGAAACCGUGGACCAUACACUGUUCCCUCUUUCUUCGUAUGGGCGUCCGUGUGAAAACCGCAAGGCUGCCAGGCGUCAGCCAUUCCUUAAAAACCCACACAAUAAAGUUUCACUAUCGUUCCCUCUUUGAGUUCCAAAUCCAACUCCAUAGGUUUUUUUUUUUGCAGCUUAAAAAGCCCAACACAAAAGUCUUCUACUUUAUGGCGGCUGAAACGGCGGAGACACCGUCAUCGUCAUCCGAAGAAGUUUAUUCAUUAGCAACGAGUAAGCCAAAGAAACGUGCAGGAAGGAGAAUAUUCAAAGAGACUCGUCAUCCUAUUUUUAGAGGUGUACGACAAAGGAAAAAGAACAAAUGGGUAUGUGAGUUACGUGAGCCUAAUAAAAAAACUCGCAUUUGGCUCGGUACUUAUCCUACACCUGAAAUGGCUGCACGAGCACAUGAUGUUGCUGCAUUAGCGUUUAGAGGUAAAAGUGCUUGCCUUAAUUUUGCUGAUUCAGUUUGGAAGUUGCCUUUGCCGGCUUCAAUGGAUGCUAUCGACAUUAGACGAGCAGCUGUGGAGGCGGCCGAAGCGUUUAGGCCUAAAGAAUCGGAGGAACAGUUGGGGGGCGGUGGCACAAGGCAGGGAAGUGUGGAGGCUUCUUCGAGUGGCGUCGAGGUUAACUUUGUGGAUGAAGAAGCAAUGUUCGACAUGCCGAACUUGCUUGCUAGCAUGGCUGAAGGACUUUUACUUUCUCCACCUAGGAGUACUAAUCCGGAUGAUGAUGAUGAUAGUGAUAUCGAUGUUUCCUUGUGGAGUUACUGAUUUUUUUUUCAGUAAGGUAUUUUUUUACAAAACUGAUCAAUACCUGAAGGGAAGAGGAUAAUAGCAAAGGGGUGGUAGAAGCUAGAGGAGGAAAUUUGAAGAAGAAAGGAAGGUGGUGAGUUUGGUAAAGCAUUGAAUGAUGAUAGAAAGCAUCCAUGGUUCCUUUGAUUCCUUGUUUUAUCUCUCUAUCUCUUUGAUUUUUUUUUUCUUUUCUCAUUUUUAUAGGGGAUACAGAAAAGGAUUAAAUAUUUAUGGAAAUUGUAUUAAAUUUUUCAGCUGAGUGCUGGCUUUAACUAGUAAUUUUUUAAAAGAUCAAAGUGGCAUGCCUCGCAGACCGUUACAUCUUCCAUCAAUUAUCAUCUUUAGAUUCAUAUAUAUUAAUAUAGAUAUAGUAAGGAUAAAUAAUACAUAUAUAGAUGUAGAUAUAUUGUUUUGUAAUAGGAUGUUGAAGUUUAAGUCAACUAGUUAAGGGCAUGUACUUCGAGAAAUUUUAGGCUAUCUGGUUUUCAAUGACAACCACACGUUAAAAAAAAAAAUGGUUCUUUUUUCCAA
This is a messenger RNA of Gossypium arboreum, 1436 nucleotides long. Its product is annotated as dehydration-responsive element-binding protein 1A-like. Gene Ontology annotation, biological process: regulation of DNA-templated transcription. Gene Ontology annotation, molecular function: DNA-binding transcription factor activity; DNA binding. Lineage: Eukaryota; Viridiplantae; Streptophyta; Magnoliopsida; Malvales; Malvaceae. The record is from RefSeq and is a predicted model, not a curated record. The transcript has a single exon. Bases 78 to 884 code for a protein of 268 amino acids.